Messenger RNA from Aegilops tauschii subsp. strangulata, 1634 nucleotides. RefSeq names its product receptor-like cytoplasmic kinase 176. Gene Ontology annotation, molecular function: ATP binding; protein kinase activity. The record is from RefSeq and is a predicted model, not a curated record. Gene Ontology annotation, biological process: protein phosphorylation. NCBI's taxonomy places the organism in Eukaryota, Viridiplantae, Streptophyta, Magnoliopsida, Poales, Poaceae.
CUGGCCCCACGCCACGGCUGCUCCCACCACCCUCGCCCGGAGGCAGCAAUGAUAGAUCCUCCAACCUAGCAGGCAGGCAGCGAAGAAGGGAAAGAAUGACACCGCUACCCAAAGCAGCCAGCCAAGCCAUAGACAACCCCAGUCCUAGCCACUAGCUACAACGAACAAGCUCAGACCCAGCCAGCCUUGUGGCUCCGGUUGGACUGGCCGGUACCGUUGCCGCUCCUGAUGGGGAACUGCGCCGGCGUGCAGGGGAACGCCGAGAUCAACCCGACCUUCAGUGCUCCCAACACCUCAGGUAACAAUUCCAAGAGCAGCAACAGCAGCAAUGCGACUGAUACCAGCACUUUUGGCAAGAGUUCUUCGUCGUCGGUGCCACCGACUCCUCGGACCGAGAAGGAGAUCUUGCAGUCGUCCAACCUCCGCAAGUUCACCUUCAGUGAGCUGAGAAGCUCCACAAGAAACUUCCGGACUGACAGCCUGCUCGGGGAGGGGGGCUUCGGCUCCGUGUUCAAGGGGUGGAUCGACGAGCGCACGUUUACGCCGGUCAAGCCCGGCACCGGGAUGAUCGUCGCGGUGAAGAAGCUCAAGCUGGACAGUUUCCAGGGGCACAAGGAAUGGCUGGCUGAGGUCAAUUACCUGGGGCAGUUGUCACACCCCAAUCUUGUGAAGCUCAUCGGGUAUUGCUUGGAGGACGAGCAGCGGCUUCUUGUCUACGAAUUCAUGCCGAAGGGUAGCUUGGAGCACCAUCUUUUCAGGAGAGCUCCACAUUUCCAGCCCCUUUCAUGGAAUUUACGGAUGAAGGUUGCUCUUGAGGCCGCCAGGGGACUUGCUUUCCUGCAUAGUGAUGAGGCUAAAGUUAUAUACCGUGAUUUCAAGACCUCUAAUGUUCUUCUUGACUCGGAAUAUAAUGCAAAACUCUCUGAUUUUGGCUUGGCAAAAGAUGGCCCGAGUGGCGAUAAAAGUCAUGUUUCUACUAGGGUCAUGGGGACUCAAGGAUAUGCUGCCCCUGAAUAUCUCGCAACAGGCCACUUGACCACGAAGAGCGAUGUCUACACCUAUGGUGUUGUUCUUCUAGAGUUGCUGACCGGGCAACGUGCUCUGGACAAGAACCGCCCGCCUGGACAGCAUAACCUGGUGGAGUGGGCAAGACCUUACAUCAACAGCAAGAGGAGGGUCAUCCAUGUCCUGGACCCACGAUUGGGGUCGCAAUAUUCGCUCCCGGCGGCGCAGAAGGCAGCGGCGCUUGCGAUGCAAUGCCUGUCAAUGGACGCCCGGUGCAGGCCGGACAUGGAUCAGGUCGUGACCGCGCUGGAAAAGCUCCCAGAGGUGAAGAAAACAUACAAGUAGGGGAGGGUUGCUGGUUCCAUGUGUACUCCUUUACCUCUCUGGAGCAUGCAUCAUCCACUCCUUGUAAGCAACACUUCAGGGAGUAGAAACAGUGAACAGAUGCCGGACUUGAGGGGAAGACUAGCCUUUGAAUCUGUCAAGAGAAUGUAGAAUAUAUGUCGCCAUGUGUACAGCUAGCUGUUAGCCUGUUACUUUGCUGUCAGCCUGACGCCUGUUUUAUAUAUUUGCAGUACAUCGGCUUUGUAAAACAAGUUGGGAAACAGUUUUGUGUCUUGGUCUUGGAA